This is a messenger RNA of Hemiscyllium ocellatum (epaulette shark), 1518 nucleotides long. RefSeq names its product inhibin beta A chain-like. Gene Ontology annotation, molecular function: growth factor activity; cytokine activity. NCBI's taxonomy places the organism in Eukaryota, Metazoa, Chordata, Chondrichthyes, Orectolobiformes, Hemiscylliidae. Gene Ontology annotation, biological process: SMAD protein signal transduction. The transcript has 2 exons. The record is from RefSeq and is a predicted model, not a curated record. Bases 33 to 1127 code for a protein of 364 amino acids. Gene Ontology annotation, cellular component: extracellular region.
UCCAGCCACAGACUGCCGCCUAGCCCACAGCAAUGAGCCGGGUCUGGCCGCUGCUGCUGCUGCUGGUUGUGGUUGGCUCGGGGCUAUCUCCCGGAGCCCGGGGAAAGCUCGGUAAAUGGGAGCAGCUGGAAGCUGUGAAAAGGGGCAUUCUGGAUUCCCUGGGACUGGCGCAGCCGCCGCUCAUCCGCCACCGAGCGAGCAAAGAGGAGGAACAGAACAUGCUGCAGCUCUUCCUCCGCCAACACAGCGACAGCAACCUGUCCGCCCGCUCCAGCAGCACCAUCCUACAGCAGAGACUAGCCGUCAGGGUCAAAACAGCCAGGGACAGUGGAGCGACUACACAUAGAGAGAGACAGUUUACUGGAAAGUACACCCUCAGUAUUGCCAGGACUAAGCUCCUUUACCCAGGUUUAAAGGUGGUACGUGCUGAAUUAAAAUUUCACAAACGUCUCCAAAUUGCCCAGCAUCUGGAAAAGUUAAAUUGCAGUUCAGGAAGGUGGGCAAAUGUUUACAGGAUUUUGGAGCACAGGAAUCCGGGAGGAGAACAUUUGGAGCUGAUCGAUUCCAGAGUCAUAGACUCUGGGCCCAUCACUACGUUCAUUCUCAAUGUCCAACCACUUAUUCAGCUCUGGGUAGAUAGUGGACAGCAGCAAGUCCAAAUGCAGCUCGAACUGUCCUCACUUCACCCUGACACAUUGCUGCUGAGCUUAAUCACAGAUUUGAACAAUGAUCUGAAAUUGGAAAUCGAGACUGAGGAACUACAAAGCAUCAGGAGAGCGCGACGAGCAACAAGUUCAACUGAGGAUUGUCUCAGGAGACAGAAGAACUGCUGCAGAAAGUCUUUGCUGGUGUCUUUUAAAGAGAUUGGGUGGAAUGAUUGGAUCAGAGCACCAGAGUCCUACAAUAUGUAUAACUGUGUGGGAUCCUGCCAUGCCAAUUACAAACCGGCCAACAUGCACGCCAUGAUUAAAUCUGCCAUGCACAAGCUCUCUGGUGGAGCCAGACCAGCACUGUGCUGCAAUCCUGCUACCUAUGAACCAAUGACACUGCUACACUAUAGCAGCGAGGGCAAGCUCACACUCACAGCCUUUGAUAACAUGAUUGUCACCAAUUGUCACUGCUCCUGAUAUCACUGGCACUCAUUCCAUCAUUAUUCACAUUGCCCAAUAACACGUCGCUAUCCACAUUGACCAAUCACCUGUUGUCAUCAGUGUUUACAGUAUAUUCUCCAUUUAAGAUUAUUACUGGUAACCUGUCAACUUGGAUGGAAGAUUGAAUGGCUGGUAGAAUACAGAGAGGAUGUUUUUCAAGUUGGCAAGAUGUGCCUAGUGGAAAAUCACAGGGGAAUAUGCUGGCCCCUCAAUGUUUUCCAAAUUAUUGCUUUAAAUUAGGGAAUUGGCCAAUCUUCUCGCUAUGCUGGUCUGUCAUCCCUACACCACGAUCUCCUACUUUGUGAAAUGACCUUUUAUGUGGCACGUUAUUCAAUGCUUUCUGAAAAUCCAAGUCAAACUGCACAUU